Messenger RNA from Pseudocercospora fijiensis CIRAD86, 1292 nucleotides. RefSeq lists its product as uncharacterized. Bases 1 to 1230 code for a protein of 409 amino acids. The transcript is spliced from 2 exons. Lineage: Eukaryota; Fungi; Ascomycota; Dothideomycetes; Mycosphaerellales; Mycosphaerellaceae. Gene Ontology annotation, biological process: glycerophospholipid biosynthetic process. Gene Ontology annotation, cellular component: mitochondrion. The record is from RefSeq and is a predicted model, not a curated record.
AUGGCUACAAAAUUGCCAAAAUUCAUUCAUGCGCGGACUCCCAUAGCAUCGCAACUCAGACAGCAUUCCCGUGCCGUCUGUCAAUCUUCUUUGCAAUGGCGAAGACAUUACCAAGCGCCUGCUACUACAGGUAGCAUUGGCGUGCCAGACUUCGCCUUCGCAUUUGACAUCGAUGGCGUCCUCGUCCGUUCCUCUGCACCUCUUCCAGGGGCGUCGAAAGCUCUUCAAUACCUCCAGAAAGAGCGAAUACCAUUCAUCCUACUCACCAAUGGCGGCGGCAAGAGCGAGGAAGAACGAGCGGCAGAUCUAUCAGCAAAAUUAGACGUGGAGCUGGAUACAAGCUUGAUCGUGCAGUCUCACACGCCAUUCGCAGAAAUGAAGCAUCUGCACGACAAGACUGUGCUUGUGGUUGGAGGCGACUAUGACAAGUGCCAGCUUGUAGCGCAGAAAUAUGGCUUCAAGAAUGUGCUCACGCCAGGCGAUCUCGUCGUAGCAUAUCCUGAUAUCUGGCCGUUCAGUAAAGUCUUCCUGGACUACUAUAAGACUUUCGCGAAGGCAUUACCCAAGCCGAUCACAUCGCCGUCGAAUCCUGAGAGUGCUGGCGAUAAGAACAGACUGAAGAUUGAUGCGGUGUUCGUCUACAAUGAUCCGAGAGAUUGGGGUCUUGACGCUGCGGUGAUAUUGGACACGAUGCUCUCCAAGCAAGGAUAUCUGGGAACACUGUCCAGCAGGAAUGGAGACGUAAGCUUGCCGAACAAUGGAUAUCAGCAGGAUGGACAACCACCUCUAUACUACAGCAAUCCAGAUCUGUGGUGGGCAACAUCUUACCAUAUUUCUCGUUUGGGUCAAGGAGGCUUCAAGGGAGCCUUCGAUGGACUUUGGUCAGCAGUCACAGGAGGUGCAAGGCUCGAGCAGACUGUCAUUGGGAAGCCAUCACAAGAGACGUAUGAGUUUGCUGAGACGCGACUACGGAAGCAUCGCAAGGCGCUUUUCCGUCACAUUGGCCUGAAUGAUCCUCUACGGCAAGUAUACAUGAUCGGAGAUAACCCUGAGAGCGACAUUCGAGGUGCCAAAAAUUACCAGAGUCCGCAUGGCAGCAAGUGGACGAGCAUCUUGCUCAAGACUGGAGUGUACCAGGACGGCACAGAACCGUCAUGCAAGCCGGACGUGAUCAAAGACAACGUUUUGCAAGCCGUGGAGUGGGCAUUGAAGGAUGCGAAGAAGAGAUGACACCAUUAGAAUGACAUUGACAUAGACACGAUAGACGACUUCUAGAAGCAUCAAUUGACCAG